Molecule: messenger RNA, 450 nt
Organism: Colletotrichum truncatum
Lineage: Eukaryota; Fungi; Ascomycota; Sordariomycetes; Glomerellales; Glomerellaceae
Source: RefSeq, a predicted model, not a curated record
AUGAAGUUCGCAGCUACCCUUCUGGCAAAUCUGGCUCUGGCCCUCCCAUCCCUCUCACAGCCACUCGAGGAGCGCGAUGUCUUUCAAACCGUUCACUUGACUUUCCGUGGCGGUCCGGCAUCUUACCAACUUAACAUCCCUGCCGAUGGACAAAUUUAUCCUACAAACAAUGACCUCUCCAUCAACAUCAUCGACGCGCCUGAUUAUAACGCAAUCUACCAGUGCACUUUCCACACCAACGGCGAAAAGGCUUUGGUCAGCGGUAUUACCCCUCAAGGAAUCCAGCAAGUCAUCAUUGGACCCCCGCAACCAGUCACGGGGGUUAGCUGCUUCGGUUUCUGUGUUGGGACAUAUGAGAACUGCUAUGGAAGUGAUGGCCAGUACAUCGGGCCGUGUUGCAAUGGAUAUUGCGCGGCGAACAAAUGCAGGCCUUGGGUUUCGCCGUUUUAA